Molecule: messenger RNA, 804 nt
Organism: Apis florea (little honeybee)
Lineage: Eukaryota; Metazoa; Arthropoda; Insecta; Hymenoptera; Apidae
Source: RefSeq, a predicted model, not a curated record
CAAAUUCAAAGUUUUCAUUUAUGUUUUUAAAAUGAAUCACAAUAUGGAGUGAUACGAUAUUGAAUAUAAAUUCAAAGGAGGAUAAAGAAGAAAUAUUCAGGAAUUUUAACCAAUUAAGAUGAAUUCAAUGACCUAAGAUUAAAAGAAGGAAUAUGCCAAAGUAAAAAAUGAAUUCAGAAAGAGAUUUGUGAAUUCCGGUUUUAAAACUAGAAAGAGAUGUUAAUAAUAAAGGGAAGGGAUAAAAUCUUAUAUAUAAAAGUCAUUCAGUCUGAAGCAUCCGAAUAUUUUGUUCAAACGAUUAUAUCAAUUUCGACGAGAUGAAAUCGUUAUAUCUUCUUAUAUUGGUGACAUUGUUGCUUGUUAAUUAUAUCCAUACUUUAUCUGUGAUUAUGCAUGGAGAAAAUCGUGCCUCAAUUAUAAAUAACAACAAAAUUGAGAAAGAAAAAAUAAUUCGGGUUAAAAGAUCUUUAGUUAAAUUACCUUUGCUCGCUGGAGCAGCUAUAAUUGGUAAAAAAGCAUUAUUAUUGGGUGGUACCGCCCUUGGAGCUAAGACUCUUAUUGGCGCUGGACUUGUAGGAGCUAAUUUGUAUAAAGCUAAAUAUUAUGGCGGUGGCUAUGGAGGUAAAUAUGCGAACUAUCAAUAUCCACCAUUCUCUUAUGUUGAAUCAAAUUGGGGCUAAUUCGUGAAUAUGCGUGAUGUAAUAUUAAUAAAUAAUAAUAAGGAUAAACAAAAGAAUAAUUCAAAAAAUAAUUUAUUUUUUUAUUUAUUUAUAAAUUUAUUUUGAUACAUGAUAAAUAGAAUCG